Molecule: messenger RNA, 1613 nt
Organism: Melitaea cinxia (Glanville fritillary)
Lineage: Eukaryota; Metazoa; Arthropoda; Insecta; Lepidoptera; Nymphalidae
Product: UDP-glucosyltransferase 2-like
Exons: 4
Coding region: 1-1512 (503 amino acids)
Molecular function (GO): UDP-glycosyltransferase activity
Source: RefSeq, a predicted model, not a curated record
AUGCAAAUUGAAUCAGCAAGAAUUCUUGCCGUGUUCCCAACUCCUUCGAUAAGUCAUCAAAUAGUUUUUCAACCGUUGACGCAAGAACUAGCGAAACGUGGUCACGAAGUGGUUGUGAUAACUACAGACCCAGCCUUUACAAAAGAAAGUGCACCGAAAAAUCUUCGUGAAAUCGAUCUUCAUGAUUUAUCGUAUAAUAUUACGAAAUCGGCCAAAGUUUAUAUUUCAGGAGAGAAAACAUAUUUAAAUCAACAAGUGCUAUUAGUUCUCCAAGCAUUACCAUAUAUUACAAAACAGCAGUUUUUAUCUGAAGAAGUGCAAAGUUUAGUAAGGGACAGUAGUGUCGCGUUCGAUCUCUUGAUAGUCGAACUUUUAUCGCGACCAGCUCUAGCCUACUCCCACAUUUAUAAGGUACCUGUCAUUGAAAUAAGUUCCUUUGGGGGUUCUUUUGGAACAUUUGAAAUGUUGGGAGCUUCUUCUCAUCCACUCUUAUAUCCACUAGCAUACCAACAGAAAAGCUAUAAUCUUACUUUAUGGGAAAAAAUAAUUGAGUUGUACAGCUUCUCCUUUACGUUUAACUUUGCUAAAAAUUUGGACGAUAAUAAUUCUGAAGUAAUGAAAAGGAUAGUUGAUACAAACAUUCCACCUAUCGCAGAAUUGGAGAAAAAAGUGCAAAUGUGUUUUUUGAAUAAUCAUCCACUUUGGGAUUUCAAUCGUCCUGUACCAAAAAAUGUGUUAUAUAUAAACGGAAUAUCCUUGAAAUCAAACAAGGCUUUACCUGAGGAUUUAAAAACGUUCAUCGAUAAAUCGAAACAUGGCGUUAUUUACGUGAGCUUCGGAACGAAUUACUCGCCAUCUUGUCUACCACCAGAAAAAAUUCAAGUAUUAAUGAAUGUUUUUUCGCAACUUCAUUAUAACGUGCUUUUGAAAUGGGACAAAGAAGAUAUUUCGUUGUGUCCAAAAAAUGUUAGAGUUCAGAAAUGGUACCCACAGUCAGAUUUAUUGAAACAUCCCAACAUUAAAGCCUUCGUUACACAGGGAGGACUCCAAUCUACAGAUGAAGCUAUCGAUGCUGGAGUUCCUUUAGUUGCAAUACCACUUCAAGGAGAUCAGUGGCUUAAUACAGAAAAAUAUGAAUAUUAUAAAAUUGGAAUCAAAAUUGAGAUGGAAAGUCUAACGGAAGAUACGUUCAGAAAUGCUAUUAAGACCGUAGUACGUGAUGCAAGCUAUCGAAGAAAUAUUUUGAAGCUCCGUGCUAUAAUGCGUGAUGAAGCACAAACAGCGCUGCAGCGCGCUGUGUGGUGGACGGAGCACGUACUGCGACAUGGCGGCGCACAUCUGCGCGCGCCUGCAGCUGGUGUGAGCUGGAGUCAAUACUACGAGAUCGACUUAGUGGUCAUCGUGUUAAUUGUCACUUUGACUUCAUUGGUUAUGAUUAAAUAUUUAAUCUAUUCAGCUGUUUCUAGAAUCUUUGCGCCUACUUUAAAGUUACCGGAAUGGAAAUCUGAUUAAUAUUUUUUUCCUACUCUAAUAUUUUCAAACUUUGAACCAGCGUAAAGAUGGUCAUUACUUGUAUGAUUUUUAAGUAUUAUCAAAAUGUUAUCUGGUAACGU